GCGCGGCCGGACCGAGUAAGCAAAAACCCCACCUCCACCCAACCAGACAAAGUCAACACGCACCACACGCAGCCCAACCAAACAAUAACGUAGCCGGCGGCGGCAGCGCCUGCAAGUCAAUCCCACCUCGUCUCACAUCCCGCCCCCGUCAAAUUUCCAUUCCAUUCCGUUCUCCUCGCCCCACCACGGCAAUGGCUCCGUGCCCGCCCCACCUCCUCCUCCUCGCCGUCUUCGUCCUGUUCCCCCUCGCCGCCGCGCAGCAACCGCAGCGCAACAUCCAGACGCGCUUCCCCUCCACCCGCACGCCGGCCUUCGCCACCCCUCCACCGCCGACGGUCAUAUCCCCCUCCCCGGCCCCCACCACCGCUCCGCCCUUCUUCCCGGGGUCCCCGCCCCCAUCGUCGUCGUCCGUGAAGCGCAGCGACAUCGCCGUGGCCGUGGUGAGCACGGCGCUGAGCAGCUUCGCGGUCUCGGGGCUCGCCUUCUUCCUCUUCCUCCGGCACGGGAAGAAGAAGGAGCUGAAGGCAGCGGAUGGGAAUGGGUAUUCUAGCGGGCCGCAGGAGGGCGCCUUCGCCGGGAAGCGGCCGGAGAGAUCGCCGAAGCGGCCGCCGCAGGGAGGGGGAGGGGGAGGCGGCAUCGGGAUGGUGGACGAGAACGGGCUCGACGCGAUAUACUGGAGGGAGUUCGAGAAGGACGACGGCGGCGGCGGCAGGGGGAGGAAGCCCACGGCGAGCUGGCGGCCGCCGCAGCCGCCUCCGCCCCGGCAGCAGCAGCGCUUGGAGAUGUGGCCGGAGCCCCAGCAGUCGUCGCCGCCAUCCCCGCCGCGGCGGUCGAGGAAGAACAGGAUAGAUCAGGAGCCACUCAUCCCGGGGGGAUCCCUGGACUCCGCGUCCGCUGUUUUCGACGAGCCGCUGCGCCCGCCCAGCGCCGGCUCCAGCUCGUCCUUCUCCGUGGCCGCCGCCGAUGCGUACGCACGUCCGCCGCAGCAGGCGGCCGCCGUCAGCUCCGUGCCACGUCCGUCUCCGCCGCCAGCCCCUGCCGCGCCAUCAAGCGCAUCGCCGGCGCUGCCGCCGCCUCCUGGAAGAGCAAGCCCGGCACGUGCUCCAUCCACCGCCGCCGCCUCAACCGCCCCGCCUCCACCGCCACCGCCAAAACCAGCAUCCGCAUCGCCACCGCCGCCGCCACCGCCGAGGGGCGGCCCGCCUCCUCCACCGCCGCCCAAAGGCCCAUCGCCGCCGCCGCCGCCGCCGCCAGGAGGAAAGAAAGGAGGACCGCCUCCGCCGCCUCCAAGGGGAGCCGCGUCAUCCUCAAGGCCGCCGACGGCGCCGGGUAUGCCAUCCGGGGCCGGAGAGCAGCAGGCAAAGCUUAAGCCGCUGCAUUGGGACAAGGUCAAUGUGCAAGCUACCGACCACUCCAUGGUGUGGGACAAGAUCACCGGCGGCUCAUUCAACUUGGACGAAGGCAUCAUCGAGGCUCUGUUCGGCACGGCGGCUGCAAACCGCAAGCCGAAAUCUGCAGAUUCCAAGGGCACCUCCGGAGAAUCCUCGAACGCCCUCGGGCGCUCAAACACGCCGGAACAAAUAUUCCUGCUGGAGCCGCGCAAGUCGCACAACAUUUCCAUCAUCCUACGGUCCCUCACCGUGGGGCGGGAUGAGAUCAUCGACGCCCUCCGUGACGGUCACACGGAACUCAGCACGGAGGUCCUCGAGAAGCUGUCUCGGCUCAGUAUCUCCAAGGAAGAAGAAUCCACCAUCCUGAAGUUCUCUGGAAAUCCCGACAGGCUCGCCCCAGCGGAGGCCUUCCUUCUCCGGCUCCUCCUUGACGUGCCCAACCCGUUCGCACGCGUCAAUGCGUUGCUUUUCAAGGUAAACUAUGGCGCCGAGGUUGCGCAGCUGAAGCAGUCGCUCCGGACCUUGGAAAUGGCAAGCCAGGAGCUGAGGACGAAGGGUCUGUUCUUCAAACUGCUCGAAGCAGUGCUCAAGGCAGGAAACAGGAUGAAUGCCGGAACAGCGCGGGGCAACGCGCAGGCCUUCAACCUCACGGCACUUCGCAAGCUCUCCGACGUGAAGAGCACUGAUGGGAGCACCACGUUGCUACACUUCGUCAUUGAGGAGGUUGUUCGUUCAGAGGGAAAACGGCUUGCCAUCAACCGCAACUACAGUCUCCGCCGCUCUGGCAGCCUUGCGAAGUCUGGCCACGACGGCGGCGGUUCGGCAGCAGGCUCCGCAGGUCAGGGCCCAUCACGGGAGGAGAGGCAGAAUGAAUACAUGAAUCUGGGACUGCCAAUUGUUGGAGGUCUCAGCACAGAGUUUAGCAAUGUGAAGAAGGCUGCAAUGGUGGACUACGACGCAGUUGACAGCGAGUGUGCGAUUCUAGGCAACCGACUCACCGACAUCAAGAGGCUCCUGGAGACCUGCAGUGAUGAUGGAUUCGGGAGAGGGUUGCGAGGAUUUGUGAAGGCUGCGGAACAUGAGCUGGAGGCACUAAGAGGGGAGCUGGCGAGAGUACUAGAGCUGGUCCAACGGACAACAGAGUACUACCAUGCCGGCGCCACCAAGGACAAGAACGCGCAUCCUCUUCAGCUGUUCAUCGUAGUGAGGGACUUCCUGGGGAUGGUUGAUCAGGCAUGUGUGGACAUCAAGAGGAAAUUGCAGCAGAAGAAACCGCCACCCUCGUCAUCACAGGCAACUACAGCUGCUGCACCAGCGGCGGCGCCGGCACCGGCAAAGGAAGCAACCGAUAGUCAAGCAGCACCGGCUCAGAAACCACCGGAAGAUGCAGAUAGCAGAAGGAAGAGGGUCAUGCCAAGAUUUCCAAACCUACCAGCGCACUUUAUGAAGGAUAGUGCAGAGUCUGAUUCAAGUAGUGACGAGGAAUAGAAUGAAUGGGAAGGUGUAAAUGACGGUUGUUUGCAUUGUUUUGAAUUGGUUGUUGUGGAGGUAUAGGUUAGCUGCAGACUGUACAUAAAGCAAAAUAUUUGCAUUGGUUCUUUUGUCCGUUUCUUUAUAGAAGAUUCAUAUCGAGAGCA
This is a messenger RNA of Phragmites australis (common reed), 3028 nucleotides long. Its product is annotated as formin-like protein 16. The transcript has 2 exons. The record is from RefSeq and is a predicted model, not a curated record. Gene Ontology annotation, molecular function: actin filament binding. NCBI's taxonomy places the organism in Eukaryota, Viridiplantae, Streptophyta, Magnoliopsida, Poales, Poaceae. Gene Ontology annotation, biological process: actin cytoskeleton organization; actin nucleation. The coding region runs from base 192 to 2879 and encodes 895 amino acids.